Molecule: messenger RNA, 285 nt
Organism: Thlaspi arvense
Lineage: Eukaryota; Viridiplantae; Streptophyta; Magnoliopsida; Brassicales; Brassicaceae
Source: the annotation of a GenBank genome assembly
AAAAAAAAAAAAAAACUUGAGAAAAAAAGUUACAAAGUUGAUCCUACCUGUAGCUGGGGAUCUCAUUUUUAUACUACAUUCCACUCUCCACGCGCUUUAAAGCUCUCGAGAGGAAUCGAGGAAACAACCAAUCACAGCGAAUUUUCUCAAGAAAAUCCACAACCGGAGAAAGAAAACAUGGCGGAUCAGCUCACCGAUGACCAGAUCUCCGAAUUCAAAGAAGCUUUCAGCCUAUUCGACAAGGACGGAGAUGCAAAAUUGGAUUAUGUUGAAAAAUAUUGCUAA